AUGCCAAAUGAUCAGUCUCUCGUCCUCCCCGACGGACGCACCCUCAGCUACACCACGUUCGGCGUCACGCCCCGACCAGAUCAGCCGACCAUCUUCCAUUUCCACGGCCUCCCCGGCUCUCAUCAUGAAGGCCAACCCAUCCACGAGGCAGCCGUGAAGUGCAACGUCUGCGUCGUCGCCGUGACCCGCCCAGGCUACGGCGGCUCAACUUUCCAACCGAACCGGACCAUACUCUCCUUCCCCCAGGACGUCCUCCGCCUCGCAGACCAUCUGAACAUCGAUCGCUUUGCGGUCCUGGGCGUCUCUGGCGGCGGGCCGUACGCCCUCGCCUGUCUUCACUCAAUCCCGUCGACUCGCUUGGCCGGCGCCGCGAUCGUCUCGGGCAUGUACCCGACGAAACUCGGCCUCGGUAGCAUGAUGCUCCUCAACCGCGUCCUCUUCACCCUGGCGCCCUGGGUGACAUGGCUCGUGGAGAUGGUCGCUGAGUGGGAAAUGGGGAACGUGGCCCGGGACGUGAACCACCCGGAACGGCUUGCGCAGUCGGUGGUCGAGAGCUUUAAGAGCCGACCGAUCGAGGACCAGGAGGCGCUCUUUGCCGACGACGGCAGGAUCCUGAGCGCCCUGGUGCAGAGCACCCGCGACGCGGUGCGCGAGAGCUGUCGGGGCUUCGCAUGGGAGGCGAGGCUGUUCGGAAGCCCGUGGGGGUUCGAGCUGGGGGACUUGGUGGUCGAGAAGGGGAGGUUGGUGAUAUGGCACGGCGGCAAGGAUAUCAACGUCCCUCGCCGGAUGGCUGUGGAGGCGGCGGAGGCGAUUCCGGGCGCUGAGCUGAGGAUCGACGAGGACGAGGCGCAUGUGAGCCUGUUGGCUCACAGGACGGACAACAUCAUCGCCGCGCUAACGCAGAUGCUGAGAAAAUGA
Colletotrichum higginsianum IMI 349063 is the source of this 918-nucleotide messenger RNA. RefSeq names its product Alcohol dehydrogenase. The coding region runs from base 1 to 918 and encodes 305 amino acids. The record is from RefSeq and is a predicted model, not a curated record. The transcript has a single exon. Lineage: Eukaryota; Fungi; Ascomycota; Sordariomycetes; Glomerellales; Glomerellaceae.